Molecule: messenger RNA, 5334 nt
Organism: Vigna unguiculata (cowpea)
Lineage: Eukaryota; Viridiplantae; Streptophyta; Magnoliopsida; Fabales; Fabaceae
Gene: WYR
Product: inner centromere protein, ARK-binding region protein
Source: RefSeq, a predicted model, not a curated record
UUUGAAACUUCGAAAGUGGGGUUGAAAGGAUGAAUGCAUUUCCACUCCAAUCUAAGGAUCCCCAAAUUUGAAUUGUAUAACAGCGCCAAAAUCACGUUCUUCAUCGAUGUGAAAGCGAAGAAGAAAUUCGGCGAUGGAGAAGCACCUCGUGGAGAUUUUCGAGCGGAAGAAGCGAAUAAUCGAGCAGUCGCGUCAACAGUGCCAUCUCUGGGAGCACCACCUACACUCCAAACUCCUUCUCAACGGAAUUCCCCCUCCUCCGUGGCUCUGCAACUCUUCGCUUCACGCAGAUCCACAAGAGUUAAACAAAGAUGACCUCGUUUCUGAAGUUGUGCUUUCGCAACCGCAAUGUAGAGUUCCUUUCCCUGGUGUAUACAGUAAUUUGCGUAAUGAACGUCGUGCUUUAGAGGAGUUAACUGCAGGGCGUGGGGCUUAUAAUUUGCCAGAAUGCUCCAUCAACAAUGGUGUAUGUGCCUCAAGUGGGCCUGCAGAAUUGGAUUCAGAUGCUGUAUCACCACCCCAGAAUCAGAUUGAAGCAAGUGCCUUGGAAAUUCACCAAGACCCAGCUCUGUCUCUGGCAAAGUUGCAAAGGUCAAAGUCGAGGCAGAAGGCUUUGGAGCUACGUAAUAGUGCAAAAGCACCCACACGAUUGUCAGAGAACGAUGACGACGACGCUGGUUUCUGUGCUGGCACAGUUUCAGGAGCUGUACCCCUGACUCAACGGGAAGAUGUAAUGGAGUCGGACGUGGUUAAAGAAUUUCAUUCCAAUAUCCAAAGUUGUUCCAUGAAUGAAAUGGAACCACGUGAUUGUGUAACUAAUUGCUCUGGCCAGAUAAUGAAAUCUAAAAGCUCGUCUCAGAAGAAAUCCAAUUCUUUGAAUGUUACUAGUUCUUCUUUAGCAAAGGGAGAUGCUCCUCCUCUGGAUAAUUUGAAUGAUUCAUUGGAGAUAGUCAACCAACCAUGUUGUAUGAAUGGAAGUUUUGCCGUCAAUGAUGAGAGAUUAGCUAAAUCUAAAAGUUCUAGCCAAGCGUUGAAGCUUGACAGCUCCUUGGGCAGUGGUAAAGGAAUUGAAGUUUGUAGUCUUAUGCAACCAUUCACAGAUGCUGACUCAACGGAUGUAAGCAAAGUUAUUGGUUGCAGCAAUGAAAAUGGAGGGAGUGCAGUUAAAGAUGGCAACUCCUGCCUAAAUAAACAAGAAAGUAGCAUUCAUAGUAUGAUAAAAUUACUUAGAAGUGCCUGCCCAUCACCAGGGCAUGAUCUUUUCAUGACUGGUGGUUCUGUAGAGUCUAUUGAUAAAUCAGCGCCAUCACCUCAACCUUUAAUUUCGCAGGAUCCUGUGGUGUCCGUUGUUGGGUCCCUCAGUUGUGAAAAUAAUCCUGAUUUUUCUAUGGUAAAUAGAGGAUGUUCUAGUAGGAGUGGAAAGAUCGAAGAAGUAUUGAAGUCUUCCAGAUCCAAUAUCUGUGAAAGUGAUGCCUGCUUCAAAUCUGCAGGUAAGAAAUAUUGGAAUGUACAGCUUACCGAACUGGAUGCUAGAAGGUUAUCUUCAAGUCCAAAGUAUUCGAAAUUAGAUAUAGAAAAUGACUGGAGUUUUGCAGAGAAGGAAAAUGUUGCAGCACUAGUUGCUUCUGGAAAGAUGAGAACUAUGGCUACUUGUUCACACGAAGGAUCAUUAAGGCCAGUGACUUUACUAGAAGAAUCAGAAUACGUCGAAACAGUGGUGGAUGAAAAAGUCUUGGAUGCGCAAGAAAAUAUACCAUCUGAUGCCAUUCCUAAUGAUAAUAUUCAGCACAGGUCAGCUGCAAUUGUUGGUGAAGUUGAUGAGGACUGUCAUGGGUUAGUUGAAGAAGAUCUUUCUUGUGUUAGCCCUAAGUUUGGGCUGAAUCUAUCAAUGUCAAAGCAGCCCUCUGAUUUCAUUAUGUCUGUGAAGCCUAUGCAGCUUAAUUUUGAUGAUAUAGAACAGAGAAGUAUGAGCGGAAUUUGUUGUCCCGAUUUGAAAGAGGGACAACAGGGAGUGCCUCCAGGAGAAGAAUCUCUGAACGCGUUGGAAUCUUUAAAUUUACUUGGAGAGGAAAUUUCUCCUGCAUGUGAAAGUAAGCAGAAGUCUUUUGGGGACAUACCUUUGAUGAAAAUGCAGGAAGUACUGAUCAGAAAAGAGGGGCCACAUAUGGAAUCCCGCUCAAGCCACUUUGAGGAGGAAGGCAUAGGUAGGACAACACUAAGUGCUGUGUCACCAGACAAAGAGAUACGUAUGGUGCAGAAUGAAUUCUGUGUUGUUACUUCUUCCUUGCUGAAGCAGUCAAGUCCUUCGAUAAAUGCUGGUGAAAAUUUAUCAAGAAGUUUGUCAGAAGAAGUCAUGCCACUCAAACUUGUUUUAGUAAACAGUAAAGUAAAAAAUGGUGGAAGUGGUGCUAAGUUGGCAUAUUCUUUUUCUGAGGCAGUUUCUGGAAAUGAUCUGCAAAAGUCCACGGGUGAAAGUGUUACAAAUUUCACCGUUGGGUCCUUAGUUUCUGCUCCUUUGGAAAAUGUGAAUGUUAGUUUGGCACAACCGGCCCCACAUACCUUGUGUCAAGAUCGGGACUUGUUGCGGCAGACAUUGCUCAGUGAUGGAAAAAUUACCAGUUUUUCAGCUGACUUCCAAUUUUUAAGAAGUUCCACUUAUGAUGUUGGGAAUUCAUGUCCGCAGCACAAAAGAAGGAAAAUUGAAAGAGAGGGAUAUUUACCUGCCUCUUCAAACCUCUUGGAAAAGUCACGUGAUUAUAUUGACCCAAGACCUGCUAGUAGAAGUUUGAUUAUUAAAGAUGAUAAACCGGAGGCUGCCCUAGAAGUACAACAGUUGCCAUCUGACCAAGAGGAGGAUAUAGGACAUCGAUAUGUGAGUAAUGGCUCGACAAAUGAAAUGCAAUACAACGGGGAAUGCCAAGCAAUGGAAGAGACUUCACCGAAAGAGAGCAAAGAAGAGAAGCUUAUUGUGGACGGAAGAGAAAGCAGCGAAGACACCCUUCUGUUGGCAGUGGCAAAUCCAUCAGGUUUUGGUAUUGGCUCAACGAUAAGAUGCAACACGGAUGAGAAGGUGGCGUCAUUGCAUCAUCAGGUUAAUUGUGGAGGAGAAAGUGUAGAACGUCUGAGUUGUGUCGAAAAAAGCACCUCAAGUGCAAUAAUUUAUCCGGAGGGAGAUGCUAAAUACUCAGAUUGUAUGUCUGCUUCUCCAGGAAUGCAAUGCUUGGAUUUGGUUGGUACAGAUGAGGCUUUACCUGAGUUUGAAGGGUUCAUUAUUCAAACAGAUAGUGCACAGACAUGCAUCGCUGGAGAUGAAAUGGAAUUGGAAACGAUGGAUCUUUCAAAUAAAUCAAUAAAGAAUGCAUCCGUUGGUAAAUCUAGGUUUAUGCAUUCUCCAUCGUACAGAUCCUUAACUCCAUACAAGUUACAUAACAUACCUGAGCUCUAUCAGUCUUUACCUAAUGGACUUCUGGAGGACUUAGGUAUAGGCAGUUCUCUUUCUCUAAGCGAUGCGAGUCCAAGGUCCCUUUCUGACUACCAACCAAAUUGCAAGGGCCAGUUCACUUCCUCAGUUCAAACCCUUUGGGAUCGAAUUAAUUCAAACUUUGGCAGUUCAGGAAAGCGUAGUAGUUUAAAACUAGACCUUCCCUGCAUUACUGAAGAAAAUGAAAUUGUUGAUGAGAUUGCUGACACAUUCCAUAGGGGCGUUGAUUCCCAAGGAAUGGCUGGAUCACAUAAAAGAAAACCUCUAGCUGAGAUUGUAGAUGAUGCAAACCAUUCUUUAUCGGAUUUACAAGAUGAUGUAUUCGCAGGUAGGCGUGAUGAUGUUGUAAGCACAGAGUUUAAUCUGAGCGGAACUUGCAGUAAGGUGAAAAAUAAGCUUGAGAAUAGCAAUAGGAAGAGAUUCACAAGAAAGGGGAAGGAGAACCAGAAUAUAUCUCUUGGAGCGAAUGAUGUCAAGCGGACCACAGAAUCAGUUCACAAAAGGCCCGGUAGGUCAAAGUUAUCUGGAAAAGAUAGUAUGAAACGUGGCCCCGUUAACAAUAUUGUAUCCAACGUUUCUUCCUUUAUUCCAUUAGUACAACAAAAACAAGCUGCAGCGGUUGUUACCGGCAAAAGAGACAUCAAAGUGAAGGCCCUGGAGGCAGCUGAGGCUGCCAAGCGUAUGGCAGAAAAAAAAGAGAACGAGCGCAAGAUGAAGAAGGAGGUGUUGCGACUUCAGCGAGAGAAGGUAGAGCUGGAGCUGCAGAAGAAAAAAAAAGAGGAAGAACGAAAGAAAAAGGAGGAACAAAUGGCAACAAAGAAGCGACAAAGGGAGGAUGAAGAAAAAAAGGAGAAAGAGAAAAAAAGGAAGCGUGUUAAUGACAUGAAGAAGCAGCUGCAAGAGCAUGAGAAGGUACGGGGAAAGAAGGAAGAGUCAGAAAUAGAACGCCGAACUACGGUUGAAGAAGUCCAUGAAAACAAGAAAUUAUUGGAUGCAAAAGAAAAUCAGAAGAAUUUGCGUGCGCAAGACAAAAGAGAAUGCAAUACGGUGAAAAUUUCUGAAAAUGAAUCGUUGGCCAUGAGGGAUUCAGCAAAUUAUAAAACAAAAGAACCGCGUCCUGAAAAUUCGGAAUCUGCGAAUGACUUUGAUAAUAAUGGAAAGUUAAUAGACAAUUUAAUCAAAGCCAACGAUGAUGGUGAUUCGAUAAUCGAAGACACACUUCAGGAGCAAUCGUACGAGAUCUCUCCUUAUAAAGGUUCAGAUGAUGAAGAUGAAGACGAAGAUGAGGAUGACAUGCCCAAUAACAAGUUUAUCCCUUCAUGGGCAAGCAAGCAUAGCCUUUCUCUGAUUGUUACUUCCCAGAAAACGGACCCAGAACUGAUAUUUCCUCAGCAAAGUUUUUGUAAUAUAGCAGAAGUUCUCCUGCCCCGGAAGCUACAGUUACGGUAGCACAGCAUAUUGAUCUUUUUAACACGGAUUCUGUGUUAAAAGAUUUUUGUUGAGGUUCACAAAGAAUUAAGAUGUAGCCGCGAAGAUGAUGAAUAUUAAGAUCAUUUGAUGUGAUGCAUCCAUCUUCAACUCAGCUGCUUCUAACGACAUUCCUUUUUGUCGGAAUUAUUUUGUAAUUUGUAUAGUAUUUGUAUUUGUAAGUCACUGUACAUAUAAGGCAUUUCCUCUUGUAGUAAAGCGAGGAGAUCCUUUCAUUGAAAACGCUUAGUUUGGAUUACAUCUGUAUUCAAGCUUCCGCUGAAGGCUUAAAAGAUUAGCUUCGCGAAUGUCAGAAUACUUAUUAGUUAGAUAAUGUUACUCUAUUUUUAAUUUAAUCUAAUAACAUGCACAAUUAUACUGUUCAA